UAACAAUGACUGGCAAAUGAUUCUCGCCCUUCAGAAAAACAGCUACCUCCUUGCUAUGGGAUGAUAAGAUCUCAACUCAUAGGUCGGAAAUAUACACCGCCGUAAAAUAAAGCAUUUCCUUUUGAAGUCGCUUUUAACAGCAUCUGUGCGAGAGAUUGGUCGUUGCACAAGAAGCAUGAGAUGAACACUGUCAUUUUAUUGUUUAUGGUACUGUAUGAGCAAUGAGAUACCGACAAAAUGCAACAUGUCAGCCUUUGGACAAUAUACAAACAUUAGUUGGAAUCAAAGAAACUCAGAAACCCCAGCAAGAAUGCAGAAAUCUUGAAGUUGCCACUGCUCCUAGGCAGCGAAGCUACGGUAUAUCAAGCUUAAACCUUGCUCCGAUCACUCGAGUGAGCAUGAUGAUGUCUCUUGGUCAGCUAUCUAAAGGGGCCAGCCUAGAUGACCUACUGGAGACCUGCAUUCAGUCUUUUGAUGCAGAAGGGAACCUGUGUCGAAGCAGUCACCUGUUACAGGUAACUCUGUCAAUGCACCGCUUCAAUGUAUCAUCAACAGAGCUGCUGCAGAAGCUCAUCACGCUAUAUCAGAACGCUUUAGAGCAAAACUGUGCUGCAGCUUGCCUGAAGAUCUGUUACUUUAUAAGGUACUGGAUUACCGAGUUCUGGAUUAUGUUUAAAAUGGACAAUAGUCUUUCAGAAACAAUGGAACAUUUUCAAGAGCUGGUGAAAAAGAAGGGUGAAGAGUCACAUUCCCAGUUUAUCGACACCUCACAAAUAAGUACACAUGAAUGGUCACGGAAAAUCACUCAGCGGAUAAAACCAAACUGUAGCAAAAAACGAAAAGUUUCCCUUCUCUUUGAUCACUUGGAGCCAGAAGAGCUGGCCGAACACCUAACCUACCUCGAGUUCAAGUCCUUCCGCCGGAUAUCAUUUUCAGAUUAUCAGAAUUAUGUAUUAACUGGCUGUGUAAAGGAUAAUCCCACAAUGGAACGCUCUGUCGCUUUGUGUAAUGGCAUCUCACAGUGGGUCCAACUUAUGGUUCUCAGUAGACCUACACCACAACUACGAGCUGAAGUCUUCAUCAAGUUUAUUCGUGUGGCUCAGAAACUCCAGCAGCUGCAGAACUUUAAUACACUAAUGGCCGUGGUUGGAGGUUUGUGUCACAGCUCAAUCUCCAGACUCAAAGAAACAAGCGCCUGCGUCCCUCAUGAAGUUAACAAGGUAAUGAAUGAAAUGACUGAGCUGCUUUCGUCCAGUGGAAACUACAACAGCUAUCGACGCGUCUAUGGUGAUUGCAUACACUUCAAGAUUCCUAUUCUGGGUGUCCACCUGAAAGAUCUUAUCUCACUACACGAAGCCUUGCCAGACUAUGUUGAAGAUAGCAAGAUUAACAUACACAAAUUGCAGAUUCUGUACAACCACAUCAAUGAGCUUGUCCAGCUUCAGAACACUGUACCACCUUUGGAAGCAAACAAGGACCUGGUGCAUUUGCUCACACUCUCACUGGACCUCUACUACUCAGAAGAUGAAAUUUAUGAGCUUUCAUAUGCACGUGAGCCACGAAACAAUAAAGCUCCACCAGCAACUCCUUGCAAGCCACCUGUUGUAGCAGACUGGGCCCCUGGAAUAUCCCCAAAGCCUGAUCCAAAGACUGUCAGCAAACAUGUUCAGCGGAUGGUUGAUUCUGUCUUUAAAAAUUAUGAUCACGAUCAGGAUGGCUAUAUCUCACAGGAGGAAUUUGAAAAGAUUGCUGCCAGUUUUCCUUUUUCCUUUUGCGUGAUGGACAAAGAUUGUGAAGGACUAAUAAGCAGAGAGGAAAUUACAGCAUAUUUCAUGAGGUCCAGUUCCAUCUUCUCAAAGUCAGUCCAAGGCUUUCUCCAUAAUUUCCAAGAGACAACAUAUCUGAAACCUACCUUCUGUGACAACUGUGCUGGAUUCAUCUGGGGUGUCAUAAAACAAGGAUACAGAUGCAGAGACUGUGGCAUGAACUGUCACAAACAGUGUCGAGACCUGGUGGUCCUGGAAUGCAAAAACAGACCCAAGACUACAGACUCCAGUCCAACAUCAAGCUCCACUCCCACUGCACUCUGUCCUGCUGGAACUAAAGGCUACAACAUUGGAAAUGAGGACGGACCAUUCACAUACUUUAAUGAGGAAGCGCAUAACCAUUCUGAACGCAAGGACCGCACUAUCGUACUAAUGGGCAGCUCAGCACAGAAAGUUUCAGUAAGACUGAAGCCUGUUGUAAUGCACAAAGCUUCACAGACAGACAUUUCUAGCUCAGACACAGAUACCACUGGAAAUCAAGCUGCUUCUCUGGGAAAAGUGAAGACAGACACCUCUCUGCUGUCCCCAAAUAUACUUCCACUAUGUCCAAGUCCUGUUCCAACUCGCAGAAGACCUUGUGUUAAAUGGGAAAAUAUGGCUUCCUUUCAUAAGCCUAAAGGAGAUGAUUUUACUAAGGACCAUCGAAUAUUUCAACUGGAAAAGGAAAGAAACCUGCUUCGAGAAGAGAAGGAGAAGCUGCACAUUGAAAACACAAAUCUGCAGACAAAGUUAUUGGAGGCACAGCAGGAGAUUAAAGCUCUCUCCGAACAACUUGAUUCAUUACGAAAACAUAUGAUCAUAGAUCCAAGCAGCUCUUCAUAAGCAUAAUUUAUUUAGCGCUCAUAUCAACUGUCUGUUCAUAGUACUAUGGUAAAUACAGAAUGUUAAAGAAGUGAGGAUUUUUUGGUAAAAAUUUUCCCACUAUUUAACUUUUUUUUUCUUGGUAAACAAAAAAAAACUAUUAGUUUUUAAGAUUGCAAAAUCGAGCAUUAAUACAAACACUAAAUACUAACUUUAUGAAGAAUCAAAUGUACCUCCAAGCAGAAGGUUGAAUUUGGGGGGGGAUAUUUGAUGAAAAAUCAUCUUUGGUGGUUUCAGAAACCAAAACUGACAACUUUGUAGGAUCACACAGAGGCAAAUUUUAACUGGCAUUAGUAUAAAAUGAGCAAUAUCACAAAAGUUACAAGCAAUGGAUAAUAGGCAGCCUAUCACUAUCAACGACUUAAACUAUCACCAAAGGUUAUUCCCUCCUAUUUUAUUUGGAGUUAUAUGCCAAAAAAAAACUUAAUGUGGAUCUUUUAAUUAUGCAGAAUAAAUAAUAAUUUCUUAAUAAUGCAAUCUAGUUAAUGCAAAAAAUUAAAUUAUUCCAGAAGUAAAAUUACUAUUGGUUCUGGAUGAGAGACAAUUGAGGUGAAACAUUCCCUGAUUACACAUCAACCUCCAUUAUGUCAGCUUUAAAUAAAAGAAUUGAAAUUAAGCAGCUUUAUCCACCACAAUCAAAUAGCCAUAGUGACCAACACAUUAUUUUUAUAUCACUAUUUUCAAAUUACAUUACAAUCGUAACUGCAUUUCAAAGUAUUUUGCGGUAUCAGGCAAGAAAAGGCACUCCUAGUAAAUUUCUUUUGUUUAGAAAGCUUUGUAAAAAUAAUACUGUACAUACAUCUUUAACUGUAUUAAGCCAUUGAAACAAGAAACUGCCAUGAAGCUUUUAUUUAACAUGACAAAGCCAAUCAUCAUUUUAAAGCCAUCAAAUUGCAUUUCUCCAAGACAACCUGCUUAAAAAGUUGAUUAAUCUCACUGGUGUAAUCAGUUCUUAAGUCAUCAGAGAUGAAUCAUAGUGACUCAAGGAUUACUCAGAAGCUUCACAGGUCUAGGUUUAAAAAUGUCAUGGAUAUUGCAAGGCAAGUUCACACAGCACAGGCAAUCACUUUUGCUGCUCACCUACCACAUAUUAAAUAGUCAUAUUCAGAACUGAGCUGAUGAUCAAGGUUGAAUGGCUAAGUUCAGUAACUGCAAUCUCAAGGAGGUAAAUAUGUUGAUUUUUUCAUUUGCAAUAGCUUAAAUACUUCACAAUUUCCUGUAUGUAUGAAUCUGAAUGCACAAAGCAUGUUAGCUAAUAUUUUAUCUGUCUAUAACUAAAUUAUACUGCAUUUUGUACAUCUCCCUGGACCAUACAUAGCUUUCUCUAGAUUACACAAACAAUGGAAGUUUUUUUUUUGAAUUGAGUCAAGUAUAUUGAUGCUUUAGUGUAAAAUAGCCCUUGAAUAUUUGCAAUGUAAAUGUCAAUGUAAUCUAAAACAGCCUGUAAUCCAGUCAAAACACAGAAUCAGUGUCAGAGAUUUUCCUUGCCUUUUACAGAGAGUCACAAAACUGAAACAACAUUAAAACUUGGUCUAAAUAGUUGACAUAAAAUAAAUGUCACUAUUUUUUUUUAUCUGCCUGCAUCAACUCAGGUGCGAAUACAGGGAAUGACAAGAAAUUUGAAUAUAGCUCAGUGUCUACAUUUUGAAUAUAAAAUGCACAGAAUCCACAAAAUCUAUUUCCAUUGGUUUAAUAAACCACCACUCUUCUAUAUGCAUUGCAAACCUUAUCAGAUAAUAUUACUCAUGGCUUUGUUCUGCACCAGUAAAUUAGAUCAUUAUUUGGACAACUACAAGGCUCUCAUAUACUCACAGAAUACAUUUAAGGUUGUCAAAUCAGCAGGCUGUAAAAAUUAAAGCUGUUAUCUGUAAUUUUACUUAGAUCUUUAUGUAUAAUGAAAAGCAGUAUAAACCAUUUAGAAGCAAAAUGAGCUUUAAAGCUUAGGUAAGUAACUUCUUUUAUAAAGUAAACAACAAAUCGUGCAUUUUAGUGAUUGUAUAUAUGUAUAAUUGUAUGAUAAAUUUGUUUUUGUAUACCUGACUUGUUUGUGAUGGGUAAGUCAUCUGUAGCAUGAUGUAAUAAUGAAAAUGGACUUAUUUGUUUAAAGUAUCAGAUA
Molecule: messenger RNA, 4803 nt
Organism: Pristis pectinata (smalltooth sawfish)
Lineage: Eukaryota; Metazoa; Chordata; Chondrichthyes; Rhinopristiformes; Pristidae
Product: RAS guanyl-releasing protein 1-like
Exons: 17
Coding region: 222-2648 (808 amino acids)
Biological process (GO): positive regulation of GTPase activity; Ras protein signal transduction
Cellular component (GO): plasma membrane
Molecular function (GO): calcium ion binding; guanyl-nucleotide exchange factor activity
Source: RefSeq, a predicted model, not a curated record